AUGGAGGAGAUAGAAGAGAUAGCAAUUGUCGGUAUCGGCUGCCGAUUUCCUGGAGCCAACAACAUCCAAGAGUUUUGGAAUGUUUUGGUAAACGGAGAAAACCAUGUGAAAGAGAUACCAAGAGACAGAUGGAAUCUUGACGCGAUCUAUGAUCCCGAUCCAGACGCGUACGGGAAAACUUAUGUCCGCAGAGCGGGACUUUUGUCCAACCAUAAUGUCUGGGAUAACGAUUUCUUUGGUAUUGCCGAAAAAGAGGCAUCAGAGAUGGACCCACAACAACGAUACGUUCUUGAAUGUGUGCACAUGGCACUGGAGGACGGCGGGAUCACAAGAGCAGAGCUUGAUGGUUCCUCAACGAGUGUUUAUAUUGGCGCCAUGAACAAUGACUCUAAAACAUCUAAAGACGGUGAUUAUUCACUAUUGACAAAUUACUCCGUGACUGGAGAUGCUGCCAGCAUCAUCACAGCUCGCGUAUCGUACUACUAUAACCUGCUGGGCCCUUCUCUUACCAUAGACACUGCAUGUUCCUCGUCUCUCGUGGCUGUCAACCUCGCAACCCAGUCUCUGAGAAUCGGGGAAUCCUCUAUGGCAAUUUGUGGCGGUGUAAACAGUAUUUUGUAUCCAGACAUGUUCGUCACUCUGACAAAAGCUCGGAUGGCGUCACCAACUGGCCAGUGUCAGGCUUUCUCCGCUAAUGCCGAUGGCUAUGCCCGAGGAGAGGGAUGUGGUAUUAUCAUUCUGGAGAGGCUUAGUGAUGCACUACGAAAUGGCAGGAACAUAUGGGCUACCAUUCGUACGGGCUGCAACCAAGAUGGCCAUACAGCAAAACCGAUCACUGCUCCGUCCGAGAUCCAACAGAAGCAGCUCCUUCACAAUAUAUAUCUUAAUUCCUUCCACAUCAACCCAAGCCAUGUCCAAUAUAUAGAGGCCCAUGGUACCGGGACCCCCGUCGGUGACCCCAUUGAGGUCAAUAGUCUUGGAAGCUUCUUUAAAGAUUAUCCAAUACUGCGUGAUGAAGUGAUGAAACAGCGAUUUAUUGGAUCCGUCAAAACCAAUAUUGGUCAUCUUGAAUCUGGAGCUGGGGCUGCCAGUCUCAUCAAAACCCUUUUGAUGAUGAAGCAUGGUAGAAUUGUACCAUCACUUCAUUCACUUCCCCGAAACCCCCGAAUAGACUUUACACAUUAUGGACUCGAUGUACCAACUUCAGUUCGCUCUUGGCCAGCACUUCACGAUGGUACCAGGGCUGCCUGCAUUAACUGUUUUGGAUUUGGCGGUACGAACAGUCAUGCUUUUGUUAGGCAAUGGGUUGAGGAUCCGUCUAAUACCAGUACAAGAAUAAUACAUGAUAAAGAUGAGAUAGCCUACGUUCCUGUUUCGGCUAAAUCUCAAGUAUCUCUGAUUAACACUCUAAAGCACAUGGCAACAAAACUUAGAGAAGAGCCUUGCGAUUUGAAUCAAUUGGCAUACACUGCUUCCUGCAAACGUGACCAUCAUCGAUACCGAACAUUAUUCAUCGAGUCAAGUGUUAAAGAUCUUAUCAACAGUUGUAACAAUGGAAUAGAUAUGCUAAUAAAUAGCACACUGAAACCAUGCAAACAACACAGGUUAGUGUAUGUCUUCUGUGGUGUUGGAACAGCCUGGACCAAUAUGGGAAUGGAGCUCGUUAGAGACUUUCCAGUGUUCGCCGAAACCUUGAAAAGCAUUGAUACAUAUCUUGCCCCACUGACUGGUUGGUCGAUUACUGACAAAUUACGUGACGGUGCUGAAAUGAAAGACCCUUUUACAAGUCAUAUUGGUAUAUUUGCAUGUCAGAUUGGAAUAUCUGAUCUGUUGAAGCAUUGGGGAAUAUGCCCUGAUGCGAUUGUCGGUCAAUCUGUAGGCGAGGUAGCCGCAGCUUACAGUAGCAGAGUACUGUCAUUGGGAGAUGCUGUCAAGGUUAUUUACUAUAGAUCUAAAAUACUUUCAGAAGCAUCAGGGGGUAAAAUGGCGGUUAUAACUAAUGUUGAUACUGAGAAAGUUGCAAGAAUAUGCAAUGAAGUUGGUGAUGUAGUCAUUGCAGUAUACCUAAGUCCGGUUGCAUGUACAAUAUCUGGUGGAGAGAAGCAAGUCACAAAAGUGAAAUCCCUCCUAUUAGAAUACUCCAAAUCAACAAAUGAUAUACCUUUCUUUCACGAUUUGAAUGUAAAGUGUGGUUACCAUAGUCCAAUGGUAGAAACUGCAGCUAAACGCAUAAGGGAAUGUUUAGAAGGCAUUGAACCAAAGAGACCUCACACAUCAAUAUUCUCUACUGUGACGGGGAAAAUAGCAGAUGAGUUUGCUACACCAGAAUACUGGCAGCGAAAUGUCUCAGCGCCAGUGUUGUUUUAUCAAGCUCUUCAAGAAUCUACAAAUAACUUGUCAACUCUAUUCCUGGAAAUUGGUCCUAAGCCCGUACUGAAGGCACAUUUGAGGACCAUAUUUGAAGAAGAAGAUAUCACUGCCGUUUCCUCAAUGAAGACAAACAUUGGCUCAACACAGAUACAUACCAUGCUCAGGGAGUUAUAUACGCUAGGUAUGAAUCCAAAAUGGGAAAAUCUUGUUAUGAAAAACAAUCUGACAAAUUUACCACAAUACCAGUUUGAUGGAAAGCAUUUGUUAGUAGAAUCAGAUUAUCGGUUCCUUAGAAAGCAAGGAUUCAUAGACGACUCUUCAGGCAGAUACCUUAUGUUGACGAAAAAGGAGUCGAAAGGGGAAUUCAAGGUCAACGUAAGUCCAAACACAACUCCUUUCGUAUACGACCACGUCAUAGACGAUGCCGUAAUCAUUCCAGGUGCUGUUUACACCGAGGUUGCCCUUGAAAUUGGAAUGAGCGUGAUGGGUAUCCCAGCAGAAUGUAUGCAGGUUGAGUAUGAUAUCAUUAAAGCAGUUCCCUUGACCAAAGGUAAGCCGUCUUAUCUUGACGUGACAUCCAACGAAAACGAAACAAACGAUAUCGCGUUCUCAAUUUUCAAAGAUGAGGUCACUGUUGCUAAAGGAUUUGUGAGAAACCGACACAAUACACACACACCUAUCAUUCCAGUUGAAAAUGUGUGCGUAAGAUCAGGUACACGUAUGGAAUGCCAGGAAAUAUACAAGGAAUUAGCAAAGCAUGGAUACAAAUACGGUCAAUCGGUCCAGAUUCUAGAGUCAAUUACAUUUAACAAAGACGAAUGCAGUGGUUAUAUACACCUCACUGACGAAGUAGAAAGCCAGAUCAACCAAACCUCUUUCCAUCCUGCAAUCCUGGACGCUAUGUUGCACUCAAGCGCGUUGAUUUUCCUUUCCGAUAAAAAAGGAUCUUCGUACAAGAUCUACCCUAUUCGUCUUGGAAACGUUUCUGUAUUUAGAUCAUUCGAGAAACGAAUGGUGUGUUACACGCGAAUCAUACAAGAGGUAUAUGACAGGAUCAUCACAAACAUCAUUCUGACUCGACCAGAUGGUCUGGUACUUGCUGAGAUAAAGGAAAUCGAACACCAGGUCAUGGACGGUAGCAUGGGAGUUAACACCAUGGCUUAUCAGAUCUGCUGGACUACUGAAGAUAUUUCUUCUGUGAUCAACAAUUCAUUUGACGAGGCAAAACCGAAAGUGGCAAUUUUUUAUGAAGACAGCGGAGUUCAUAACAUUCUCAGAACCUUUUAUCCCCGUGGAGAGUCAUUCCGACUGUCGGAUUUGGAGAAUAACUCCGCGUCCAUGAUAUCCCCAUCAGACAUUGAAGAUUUAGACUUGUUCAUAUUUAUUCCUGGUUCUAAUGUUGUCCACCAAAGCAGAAGUAGUGAUGACGUGUUUUAUAAUGUUUACAAAAACUGUGAGGCUUUCCUUAACAUCAUGAAGAAGCUGAAAGAUAUAAACAAAACUGUAAUUAUUAUUACAGAAAACACUCAAGAAGGUGGUAGUACAAGUGACAUCAAAAAGAAUAUAUUUGGUGCAGAAUUAUGGGGAUUUACCAGAUCCUUACGACAUGAGGGAAUACGAUGCCGAAUGAUUUUGAUUGAUGUUCAGCCGACAAUCGCUUCAGAAAAAGUGACACUCCACAAUACCAUUACAUUCCUCAUGUCCGCAAACGCCACUUCGACAAUGGAAUGCCUUAUUGUUGAUGGUCAGAUUCAUAGUAACUUUCUACAGCGGAGGCAGCAAAGUGGAUUACAAACCCAGCACAGAAUUUUGUCAACUGACACACACCUGGACCUCUGUUUACGGUCUACGAAGUCGGACAAAAUAGAUAGACCGUUCCUGAUACCAGAAGACCGCAAAAAUGUAUCAGAAAAAAACCAUGUCACUAUCCAAGUUGACGAAAUAUGUAUUCAGUCGUCGUCGGGAUUGUGCGUCACGGAACUUGAUUCAGGUACAAAUAAUUCACUUUGGGCAGACUACUGUGAAAACGGAUAUUCUGUUAUUGGCUUAGAAUUCAUAGGGACUAUCUCGGGGCAAAAACAAUCGAACCGUGUUGUGACAUGUUAUCAAACAAGAGUUGCAAAUAGGGUGUCAGUACCGGAACAAUUUGUAUGCGACCUAUCAAGUUUUCGGAAUUACACACCCGGUUUGAUGAGCAAAUCAAUGCUGAUGUGGUCUAUAAUGCAACGAGUCCCAAGCAAAUCGACUGUAUGCAUCAUAACGGAUUCAGGUCAAUCUGAAAAUACAGAAGCAACCCUUCUCCGGAAUAUGUUGAAGACGGUAAAGCACUGUCGUGUUCACGUCACGUCCACAUCCUAUCUUAAUGAUGCAAGAUAUCGUGAGAAUGAUGUGUUUGUUUUAUUUGAAAAAUUCUCACAACACGACAUAGCCUGCGUCUUACGAUCAGGAAUCACUGUCAUAGGUUUUGAAGAUGAGAUGUCUUUCCUGACCUCUCAAGUUUUCCACAUGAGUUCAAGAGGUAUUAAUAUCGAUACAAUCACAAGAGGGAAUUCAUUUGACAAGAAAAACACAUCUUUUCCUAAAGUCAGUCGUUGGUUGAAACGGUAUCUUGAACGACAUGACUUGUCUUAUAACAUUGGAAGAUCACUUAAGAUGCAAACAAUCAAACUUCCUGGCGCAAAAGAUUUUGGAAAGAGGGACAUGAAAGUGCAAGCAGUGGAAGACAAACUGAUCCAUAAAAAUGCAACAUACGUGGUUGUGGGUGGACUUACUGGCCUUGGUUGGGAAAUCGUCAAGUGGCUGGGCUACCAAGGUGCAGGGAUAGUAGUAACACUAUCAAGGAAAGGCCACAAUCCACAAAUGAAAGAACAAAUUCAGAACGCCAUGGACAUACAUAAGUAUGAAAUAAUUCCAAAAAAAUGUGAUGUUAGCAAUUAUGCAGACGUAGAGAAAACAUUUGAUGAAAUGAGAAUACAAUUUCCAUAUCACCCAAUUAAAGGGAUUUUUCAGGGUGCUGGAGUGUUGAGAGAUACUCUUUUUGAAAACAUGACAAUGGACAAAUUCAAGGAAGUGUUGCAACCAAAGGUUUUAGGAACCUGGAAUCUACAUCUCGUAUCGAAGGGUUUACUUUUGGAUUUCUUCGUCAUGCAUUCCUCUACUACAUCUGUGUUUGGAAACGCUGGUCAGACAAAUUACGGAGCAGCUAAUUCCUUCCUGGAUUCAUUGGCCUUUUACAGACGAGCCCAAAAUCUACCUGGACAGAGCAUCAACUGGGGCGCAUUGUCUGUGGGUAUGGCAAAAGACGACGCGACGCGAAAUAACCUAGAAGCACAAGGGUUUUAUGUACUUGAAGCAGACAAAAUCAAAGAAUGUCUUCUUGACUCCUUAAUGCGAAAUCCAUGCCAAAUAAUCUAUGGAAUGUUUGACUGGAGUGUCAUUGGGAAAAACCCCGCAAUGAUGCUUAAUUCUGCAUCUGAUAAAGAUGAGUUAGCUAAAGUAGGGAAGAUAACAGGCCAACGACGUGUUGUCAACACUGUGGUGGACCAUACUAAGCUCAUGGAAGCACCCUUCGAGGAGCAAAGAGAGACACUCAAAGAUAUGUUGUUCAGCGUUAUCUCAAAGGUUUUAUCGAUUGACGAACUAGAACUAGAUAAAGAAUUUAAUCUUCUUAGCUUAGGGAUGGAGUCGCAGAAAGCCGUAGAAUUGAUCCAAGAAGUGAAAGAAGCCACCGGCUGUCGUCUUCCGGUUGCAUAUGUCCUGUCCCCAAAUUACACAAUAGAAAUGCUAAUUGAUUUUGCACAUUCGAACAUCUUAGAUGUUGUAAAUAUGAGCGCGACUGAAACUUCGGAAAUAAAAGAUGACGUGCAUGGAUCACUUUCAUGGAUGGAAAAAUUUUACAUUGACAUGCGCGAAAACAACGCAGAGGAUACAAGUCUAUGGUAUAGUAUUGAUUUUAAACUUGGAAGUGGUCUGUCAAAUAUCAAAAUAUGGCAAUCUGUAUUGAGGUGGAUCACAAUCAGAAAUCCGGAAUUAAGAACAUUAUAUCUACCAACUGGUCAGCAAUUUCGAUUUGGUAUGAAGAAAAUUGUCAUGGAUCCAGAGGAUGCAAAGAUAGACCUACGUUGCGUAGACUCGCAAGUGAUGACAAGAAUGACAGACAAGGAUAUUGUCAAAUAUUGCUCUUUCGAUAUUACAAAAGAUCCACCGCUGCGUCUUCUAUAUUGUAGCACAGGAAAGAAACAUCGCAUAAGGUUUAUCGUAAGUCACGUUAGUUUCGACUUGCAAAGCUUUUUUACAUUAGUCCCACAGUUUCGGCUCUACGUACUUUCAUAUGCUUUUAAGAAAGAUAUCGUUGUGGAACCGCUAAAACCAUUAGAUAUUGCUGUACGCAUGGAAGAGAGUAUAGAUGCAGACAGAGACUAUUUUGAGAAUUUCUGGAAAGGAGAGAUUAAACGGAUAAGAAGUGUGCCGUCUGCAGACGGUUCUCAAAAACCCCUGCCGAUAUCGGAAAAGACAGAGAAAAUAACGUUAAAGCUUCCAUACGAAUUAGUUGAUAAAAUCAAUAGCAACUAUUUUGAUGUUACUGCGCCUGUAUUACUCUUUAGUUUGUACCGGAUGCUUCUACAACAGGUGACCCACGUUUCCGUCGUCCCUAUUGUAAUGGUGGUUGAUAUGCGUCGGCACUUUCCUGAGUUCAUGGAUAGGAUAUGCCUUGGCACCAACUACAUACCUGUCAUAACAGAGUUAAAUAGCUCGAAGGCAACGUUAGGGUUUCUUAACCAAAUCGAGACAGCUUUGAAUGUUGUGACUGAUCGCAAGGCCGGAUCAAUGGAACUAGUGUUAAGUUACGAUUCAAAAAGCAUUAGUUCGUCACAAGCAAACAGAAUGCUCAAUGAUCUCUCCAUCUUGGCUUUUGCUGUUGUGACAAAUUCAGACCUACAGCUAAAUGAGGUUCCAGUGGAAAGUUGUUGGACCGACUCCUCACCCAAAAUAGACGAGUAUAUGUCAACAGUGACAUUUAUGAAAGAAACGAUAAGUGGUUGGGAACAUCCGGCACACUUGAAGCUCAGCGAGGUCAACAACAUACAUCAGAUAGCGUGGGUCAAUCCGGAUGGAAACAGUACAUCUGAAAAAAGUGCAAUCCCUAUGACAUGUGUCAUCGAUGUAGACACCGCAAAAACAUGUGUGCAAAUUUUCAAAAUUUCAAAGGCUUCUGGAUUACAGACGUCGAUCGACAAGUUUUUCGAACAAAAUAAAGUCGAAUCGAGUGACCACACUAAAAGUGACACAUCAAAGACCGAAGGUACAUGUAACAUUACAAGCCAGUCUGAUUCUCCUGGACCGAGCAAGAUCGCCACAGGCACAGACCAAGGCACACUAGGCUUAGACAGAAAGCCAUCUCCGAAAGGGCCCACUUACCCUGAUAUGGGACUAAUUACCCAGAAACUCAAUGACGAACAGAUUCAUAAUCUUCUAAUAAAACCCCAAUGGCAAGAUUUAGAUUCUUUUGAAUUUCUUUCUAGGUAA
Ylistrum balloti is the source of this 7896-nucleotide messenger RNA. RefSeq lists its product as uncharacterized. The transcript is spliced from 8 exons. The coding region runs from base 1 to 7896 and encodes 2631 amino acids. Gene Ontology annotation, molecular function: 3-oxoacyl-[acyl-carrier-protein] synthase activity; fatty acid synthase activity. The record is from RefSeq and is a predicted model, not a curated record. Gene Ontology annotation, biological process: fatty acid biosynthetic process. Lineage: Eukaryota; Metazoa; Mollusca; Bivalvia; Pectinida; Pectinidae.